ACAAGUGCUCAACUGAACGCAAACUUCGCGCGAACAGCAUUUACGAACUCGUUCAGGCGAACACUAACACCUUGAUGUGACAGCAAUUGGCUCGUAUAGGGCGCUUACAAGGCACAAACUUCGCGCGGACAGCAUUUGCGAACUUGUUCAGGCGAACACUAACGCCUUGUGACAGCAAGCGUUGCACGGCAUCAGAGCACUUGCGUGAACUUACGGCGGACCAUCUCGACCAGUACGAGCGACAAAGACGUAAACCUCUAAUAUAUAGUGUCCUACAUACCCACAUAUCUUUAGCAACACUGCGAGUUAGAAUCAUUGAGUGCUUGAGGAGGAUAUAUAGACGAAGGAUAAAUAGUGACGAAAACAUCCAAAUCACUCAACAUGCCGACCAAUCUUGCAGCUGAUAUCGACUAUGGAGAUGGUUUCCAGCCGUCUGACGCAGGUCAGAAUGAAAGAGUUAUACAGAAGAAACAGGAUGACGACGAUGAGGAAGAUACGGGAACGUAUGUACAUCUGAAGAAACAGCUCGGUCUCAUCAGCGGUGUAGGACUCAUCGUUGGCACUAUGAUCGGUUCUGGCAUUUUUAUAUCACCGAUAUCAGUGUUAAAGCGAACUGGCUCUGUAGGAUUGAGCUUGGUUGUAUGGACUGGCUGUGGAGUUUUAGCUAUGCUUGGUUCGCUGUGCUACUGCGAGCUGGGAACUAUGAUCCCACUAUCGGGCUGUGAGUACGCCUACCUGAUGGAAGCGUUCGGGCGGUCGAAGCGACACACCUUUCUAAGUCCGAUUCCGGCAUACCUGUACUCAUGGACGGCCGUGUUCAUCAUGAAGCCGUCCUCUCUCGCUAUCAUCUGCCUGGCCUUUGGCGAGUACGCGAUGAGUCCGCUGUUCGGAGACUGUGGAGCUCCCAAGAUCCUAGUGAAGCUCACGACGGUUGGCGCUGUUCUGCUUCUGACAGCAAUUAAUUGCAUGAGUGUGAAAUCCGCAACGAGACUACAAAAUGUCUUCAUGUUUGCCAAGUUAUUGGCGCUGGCCAUUAUCAUCGUGGGAGGCAUCGUGAAUCUUUGUCGAGGUAUGACGGAAAGUCUUACGGAUGCAUUCGCAGGUACGGCCACUUCUCCCUCAAGUGUUGCCCUGGCUUUCUAUAGCGGUUUAUGGGCUUAUGACGGAUGGAACAACCUCAACUUUGUAACCGAAGAACUUAGGAGUCCUAGCAAAAAUCUUCCUAGAUCUAUCAUGAUUGGCAUUCCACUGGUGACCAUUGUCUAUGUGCUCACCAACAUAUCAUAUUUCACUGUGAUGUCGAAAUCAGCAAUGCUUGCGUCGGACGCCGUGGCCGUGUCGUGGAGUAAUUCAAUGCUAGGUGUGAUGGCGUGGAUCAUACCACUAUCUGUUGCUUGCUCAACGUUUGGGGCUGCCAACGGAAGUAUGUUUGGCGCUGGAAGGCUGUGUUUGGUAUCUGCCAGAGAAGGUCACCUACCAUCCAUUAUCUCCUACAUCUCCAUCAAAUAUUUCACACCUGCGCCUGCUCUUAUAUUCCAAACUAUCGUUGCCAUCAUCAUGGUCACGAUUAGUGACAUAGAGGCUUUGAUAGACUUCUUUAGUUUUACUGCUUGGGUUUUCUACGGUGCAACAUUCACUGCACUCAUUGUGAUGCGCUGGACAAGGCCAGAUAUGGAACGCCCCAUUAAGAUACCGCUCGUCAUUGCCGUGGUGGUGACGCUGAUCAGUAUCUACCUCGUCAUUGCUCCUAUAGUUGAUGAUCCUCAGCUGGGUUACUUGUAUGCAGCCCUUAUUGUAUUCGCUGGAAUCCUCUUCUAUGUGCCUUUUGUUUACUUCAAGAUACACCUGCAUAUCUUUGACAAGAUUACAGUUUUUAUGCAAGUUUACUUGGAAGUUGCUCCAGGUGAACAUACGGACUAGAGCCAGAAUUCUACAACUCAGACCACAUACUGCUCUGGGUAGCAGCGUAAUAAGGAUACAUAUUUAGAAUACAUAUAAAAAAACACUAAACACUAUUAUUAUAUAUAUAUAUAUGAAGACAGUUGUGUUUAUGAAGACAGUAUUGUGUGCGUUCGGGCGGGCAGGCGGGCGUGCGUCCGUAUGUACGUACGUAUAUAUGUAUGUGUGUGUGUAUGUAUGAAUGUAUAUA
Molecule: messenger RNA, 2149 nt
Organism: Priapulus caudatus
Lineage: Eukaryota; Metazoa; Priapulida; Priapulimorpha; Priapulimorphida; Priapulidae
Product: b(0,+)-type amino acid transporter 1-like
Exons: 13
Coding region: 382-1920 (512 amino acids)
Biological process (GO): amino acid transmembrane transport
Cellular component (GO): membrane
Molecular function (GO): L-amino acid transmembrane transporter activity
Source: RefSeq, a predicted model, not a curated record